AUGUUUGCUCGGACGAAACUGGUAGAUAAGUUCUUCAAGGUAGCCGACACCAUCAUGCUCCUCAUCGACCACCAACAAGGCACUCUCACCUUUUGCCGCAACAUCCCCUACAAGAUGAUCAUCCAGAACACGCGCACCCUCGCCCGCUUCGCCAAGGAGCUCAACAUCCCGGUGAUCCUCACCAGCAGCAUGGAGGAUCGCGCCCAGGGCCCGUUGAUCAACGACCUCAAGUGCUUACUGCCCAAAGAGUACGACGCUCGCAUCAAGCGCGCCGGGAUCGCCAACGCCUGGGAGGACCCGGUGUUCCGGGGCGCUGUUGAAGGCCUGGCGUGCGGGAAGAAGAACGUCAUCAUGGCGGGCUUGACGAACGAUGUGUGUAUUGCGUACCCGGCGGCCAGUAUGGUGGAGGACGGGUACAAUGUGCUGGUGGUGCAGGAUGCCGGGGGUAGUCCCAGUCGCAUGGCGGAUGAGAAUGCACGGCGGCUGUGGGAGAAGGCCGGGGCGCGGACCAUCACGGCCAAUGCGCUGGCGCUAGAGCUGGGGAGGGACUGGGCGUCGCCCGACGGGUCCAAGGUGAUUAAGGUCGUGAUGGAGGAGAUUGUCAGCAAACUGGAUGAAAUGGUCGCGCCGAAUCCGGUUAAGAAAUAA
Paramacrobiotus metropolitanus is the source of this 648-nucleotide messenger RNA. Its product is annotated as probable hydrolase YcaC. NCBI's taxonomy places the organism in Eukaryota, Metazoa, Tardigrada, Eutardigrada, Parachela, Macrobiotidae. The transcript has a single exon. The coding region runs from base 1 to 648 and encodes 215 amino acids. The record is from RefSeq and is a predicted model, not a curated record.